UUAACAGCUAAAUCAAAAAAUUCUCUUAAGAGCAUCAUAUCCGCGAAAUUCAUAUUAAUAAUUGCACAUUUGAUCAGUCAAAAAACGGAGCCAAUAUGCGCCCUCGAAGCACCCACAGUACAUUUGCCCAACCAGGGUGUAAUGGUUGGAUUAUACAUGAAAAUGUUUCGCACGCAAAAUAUAAAAGCUUAUUUGGGAAUACAGUAUGCUAAAGCUCCAAGAUUUGCCCCGCCAGAAAUAAGAGUCAAUAAAUGGAAUAUGAUUUAUAACGCCACAUCAUAUGGACCCAAAUGUUGGCCAAAAAGUAUUGGACAAGUAGAUAAACAAACGAUGCAAAUACAAGAAUUGCUAAUGACUUCUAAUGCAAUGGGCGGUAAUUCUGUUGAGGGUUAUGAUGAGGAGUGUUUAUAUUUAAAUAUUUUUAUACCAGAUGGAUCUCCUGGUCUUACUGGUUAUGCAGUUAUGGUUUGGUUUCAUGGCGGAGACUUUUCCUCCGGCAGUCCUACCGAUAUCGAUCCUUUCCAAAUGGUUUUUAAACAAAAAGUUAUUGUAGUAACCGUAGCAUAUCGGUUAAAUAUAUUAGGAUUUUUAACAACUGGAGAUGCCGAAGCACCAGGCAAUUUUGGAUUAAUGGAUCAAUCUGCUGCUUUACUAUGGAUACGUAAAAAUAUCGCACAUUUUGGUGGGGAUUCAAAACAAGUAACAAUAAUUGGUCAUUCGGCAGGCGCCAUCAGUGCCGGACUUCAUUUGACAUCAGGCGAUUGGUCUCGAAAUGCUUUCCACAAAGUAAUUAUGAUGUCGGGCAAUCCACUUACCGAAGAUACAGUUCGAACAUUUGAUCAUUUUAGUCCCCUAUUGGACUCAGUGGCCCAUGUUUUUGCUUGCAAUCGUAAACCUACCUCAAUGUUGAUACAGUGUUUAAAAAGACUUGAUGCUAAAAUUUUAAUGGAUAAUGUACCUGAAAUCGAAUGGGGUCCAGUGAUUGACAAAGGAUUCAGUAAUACUUCUAAAGGUUUCAUAGAAGAUUUCCCUGCAGUGCUCUUAAAAAGUGGAAAUUAUAAUAAAGUUCCGGUUAUGGCUGGUAUUACGGAUAUGGAAGAUGUUCUUCAAAUCCUAGACGAAGAAAAAGAUGGAACCUUAAUGACGGCUGAGGAUUUUGAAAGUUUUGCCUCAAAAGUAGCAAUGGAGGAUAUACGCAAAACAAAUCAAAGUGAUUUCUGCGAAACUGACUAUCCAAUUGUUUUGGACUCCAUCAAUCUUAUGUAUAAAAACGAAGAAAAUGUUAAUCAGGAAACGGUACUUAACAAUUUUAUAAGCUUCCACACAGACAGAAUGCAUCUAGCUCCACUAUUUCUUUUCGCUAAUCUUCUUAGUGCUGACGAAGAUAUUUAUGUUUAUUAUUUUAAUAUGCGCCCACUUACCGAAUUCUAUAUUCUCCCCACUUGGAUUAGUGUGCCGAAAUAUUUUGAUCAAAUAUUUAUUUGGGGAGUGCCAUAUAUGAAUAAUAACAUGUUUAUAAAUCGUUGGAAUUCGACCGAUAAAAAAAUUUCUGAAAUAGUUAUGACACUAUGGGCAAAUUUUGCAAAAUCAUCUAAUCCUACAUCGUUUAACAUUUAUCUAAAAUGGAAUUCGUAUAACGUUAAUAAUCAAACGUAUUUACAAAUUAAUGAAGAUUUUAACGUUAAAGCUGUAUCUGAAAAUCAUAAAAUUAAUUUUUGGAAUGAAUAUUAUCCAAAGUUAAUUGAUUUCGCAAUUGAAUGUUGUUCUUCCAGAAAUACCGGUACGUCAUUGGUUUAUACUUCCAAAGGUUUCAAAAAAACAAUGAUAUUUACAUUAUGUAUAGUGUUAGGAUUAAUUUUAGAAAAAUAUAUAUAAACAAUUGUUAAUAAAUAUUUACAUAACAACCGUUUACAAUUAUUA
Messenger RNA from Lucilia sericata (common green bottle fly), 1920 nucleotides. Its product is annotated as carboxylesterase 5A. Gene Ontology annotation, cellular component: synapse; postsynaptic membrane; cell surface. Lineage: Eukaryota; Metazoa; Arthropoda; Insecta; Diptera; Calliphoridae. Bases 142 to 1875 code for a protein of 577 amino acids. Gene Ontology annotation, biological process: neuron cell-cell adhesion; chemical synaptic transmission; synaptic vesicle endocytosis. The record is from RefSeq and is a predicted model, not a curated record. Gene Ontology annotation, molecular function: signaling receptor activity; neurexin family protein binding. The transcript has 2 exons.